Molecule: messenger RNA, 1845 nt
Organism: Pestalotiopsis fici W106-1
Lineage: Eukaryota; Fungi; Ascomycota; Sordariomycetes; Amphisphaeriales; Sporocadaceae
Product: Heat shock protein SSB1
Exons: 6
Coding region: 1-1845 (614 amino acids)
Biological process (GO): protein refolding; vesicle-mediated transport; cellular response to unfolded protein
Cellular component (GO): plasma membrane; cytoplasm; cytosol
Molecular function (GO): ATP-dependent protein folding chaperone; heat shock protein binding; ATP hydrolysis activity
Source: RefSeq, a predicted model, not a curated record
AUGGCGGAAGAGGUUUACGACGGUGCCAUUGGCAUUGAUUUGGGUACUACCUACUCUUGCGUUGCUACCUACGAGGGUAACAAUGUCGAGAUCAUUGCCAACGAGCAGGGUAGCUUCACUACCCCCUCUUACGUUUCCUUCAACGAGAAGGAGCGUCUGAUCGGUGAGGCCGCCAAGAACCAGGCCGCCAUGAACCCCAGAAACACCGUCUUCGAUGUCAAGCGACUUAUCGGACGUCCCUUCGAUGACCCCAUCGUCAAGAAGGAUAUCGAGUCUUGGCCCUUCAAGGUCGUCGAGCAGGGCACCAACCCCAUGGUUGAGGUUGAGUACCUUGGCGAGACCAAGACUUUCUCCCCCCAGGAGAUCUCCGCCAUGGUUCUUACCAAGAUGAAGGAGAUUGCCGAGACCAAGCUUGGCAAGAAGGUUGAGAAGGCUGUCAUCACCGUCCCUGCCUACUUCAACGACAACCAGAGACAGGCCACCAAGGAUGCCGGUGCCAUUUCUGGCCUCAACGUCCUCCGUAUUAUCAACGAGCCUACUGCUGCCGCCAUUGCCUACGGUCUCGGUGCUGGAAAGUCCGAGAAGGAGCGCAACGUCCUGAUCUACGAUCUUGGUGGUGGUACCUUCGAUGUCUCCCUUCUCAACAUCCAGGGUGGUGUCUUCACUGUCAAGGCCACCGCUGGUGACACUCACUUGGGCGGUCAGGACUUUGACAAUAAUUUGCUUGAGUUUUGCCGCAAAACUUUCUUGCAAAAGUCUAAGAAAGACAUCUCCGGAGACCCCCGUGCCCUCCGAAGACUCCGAACUGCUUGCGAGCGUGCCAAGCGUACUCUGUCCAGCGGUGCUCAGACCACCAUUGAGAUUGACAGCUUGGCUGAGGGCGAGGAUCUCUUCCUCCAGAUCACCCGUGCUCGUUUCGAGGAGUUGAACGCCAAGGCUUUCCAGGGUACUCUGGAGCCUGUUGCCCAGGUCCUCAAGGAUGCCGGUUGUGACAAGAAGGCUGUCGACGAGAUCGUCCUUGUUGGUGGUUCCACCCGUAUCCCCAAGGUCCAGAAGCUCCUUAGCGACUUCUUCGACGGCAAGAAGCUCGAGAAGAGCAUCAACCCCGAUGAGGCUGUUGCCUACGGUGCCGCCGUCCAGGCCGGUAUCCUCUCCGGCAAGGCCACCUCCGAGGACACUGCCGACCUCCUCCUGCUGGAUGUCGUUCCCCUGUCUCUCGGUGUCGCCAUGGAGGGUAACAUCUUCGCCCCCGUCGUCACCCGUGGCCAGACUGUCCCCACCAUCAAGAAGCGUACCUUCACCACUGUUGCCGACAACCAGCAGACCGUUCAGUUCCCCGUUUACCAGGGUGAGCGUGUCAACUGCGAGGACAACACCUCCCUGGGAGAGUUCACUCUCGCCCCCAUUCCCCCCAUGCGUGCCGGUGAGGCCGUCCUUGAGGUCGUCUUCGAGGUCGAUGUCAACGGUAUCCUGAAGGUCACUGCCACCGAGAAGACCUCGGGCCGCAGCGCCAACAUCACCAUCUCCAACUCCGUUGGUAAGCUCUCGUCCGCUGAGAUCGAGAACAUGAUCAGCGACGCCGAGAAGUUCAAGAGCUCCGACGAUGCUUUCAGCAAGCGUUUCGAGGCCAAGCAGCAGCUCGAGUCCUACAUCAGCCGUGUUGAGGAGAUCGUCUCUGACCCGACUCUGUCCCUCAAGCUCAAGCGUGGCCAGAAGGAGAAGAUCGAGCAGUCUCUCAGCGAGGCCAUGGGCCAGCUCGAGAUUGAGGACUCCAGCGCUGAGGAGCUGAAGAAGAAGGAGCUUGCUCUCAAGAGACUUGUGACCAAGGCCAUGUCCUCGCGAUAA